AUGGCGGGAAAACAAACUUUUGGAGAUUUGAAGUAUCUAUUUAUCCGAGGUUUGAUUAAUUAUGAGAAAUGGCAGAGAUCACGUCAUUACUUGAAGUCAGCAGCCGAGUGGACAUCAAGAGCUAUUGUCUCAUUAGAACUGACUCUACACCAUAUAAAGACUGUCCACCAGGCCAUGCGACUUGAGGGGAUUGGUCGUGGACUGGGUGACAAACUGAAGGAUAUCAUCUCCAAACAACAGUACUCUGAAGCAGCACCACAUGGCAGUCAGUAUAUCACCUCGGCAGCAGCCAUCUUAGUAACACUGCUUAAGUUAACACAUGGAAGAAGUUUAGGUUCCAGUGAUACAGCUUGGAUCCCUGAAGACAUUUUGAAAUAUGAAUCUCAGCAAAGGUGUGAAGAAAAAUUUCUGAAAAAUACAAACUCUGGUUUCUGUUGUGCUUGGUGGUGGAUUGAAAUUCUUAUUAAUCGACAGUUCAUCAAACGGAGAUUGGUGAAGAAAGUUCCUGUCUAUGAACUUCUUCCUCUUGGGAGAAACAUUGCUGUCAGACUACUGGAGUGAUUCUGCUGAUUGAUACACAGGAGAUGGGUGGAGAUCGCAUAGGACUGGGAGACUUAUGUGAGCAAGUUGGGCAGAACUGUAUUCGAUUCCGCACAGAGAGACUACAGUGUG
This is a messenger RNA of Gigantopelta aegis, 672 nucleotides long. RefSeq lists its product as uncharacterized. NCBI's taxonomy places the organism in Eukaryota, Metazoa, Mollusca, Gastropoda, Neomphalida, Peltospiridae. The transcript has 7 exons. The record is from RefSeq and is a predicted model, not a curated record. The coding region runs from base 1 to 561 and encodes 186 amino acids.